AUGGAUCCGGUGAUGGACCCGCGCCUCGCCAUGACGGAUUUUCACGCAGAGCGCGCGGCGGCGGAGGCACACGGGGCUGUGAUGGCACGCGGCUCGUCAGCGGCGCAGCCCGAUAACGGCUUCACCCCGCUGGAGCAGCAGCCGGCGGCACCGCGGCUGCUGCCGCACGUCGACGGCUCGGUUCUGCCGUCUCUCGGGGGGUUCGGAAAGUACCAGCGGCACCUCGUGGUCUUGACCUGGAUACCGGCUUUGUUGAUCGGGUUCAGCCAGUUCUCGGAUUAUUUCCUGCUGGCGCACCCCAGCGGCACGUGCGUGCAGCCCCGCGCCAACGACAGCAACUGGACCGUUACCGCGGCGCCCGCGCCGCUGCAGCUCAACGGCACCGGCGACGGUUCCGGUGACGGCACGCUGUGCGCGUGCAGGGAGUGGAGGCUGGAGCUGCGGGCGGGACUGAGCCAGAAUGUGGUUACCAAGUGGAACCUAGUCUGCGACUCGGCCUGGAAGGUGCACAUUGCUAAAUUCUCCUUGCUGGUGGGUUCCAUAUUCGGCUAUCUGGUGAUGGGCGUCAUGGCUGACUGGUUUGGCCGCCACCCGGCGUUGAUCCUCUCGGUGCUUUUCAUGCUAGUGUUCGGCCUGAGCGUCUCCUUCUCUGUCAACGUCACCAUGUUCAGUACCUUACGUUUCUUUGAGGGUUUCUGCUUGGCGGGCCUCACUCUCUCGCUCUACGUGCUCAGGAUUGAGCUUUGUUUGCCCGGCUGGCGUUUCUCCAUGACCAUGGUGGCCAGUUUUCUGACGGUGGGCGGGCAGCUUCUGAUGCCAGGGGUAGCCGCGCUGUGCCGUAAUUGGCCGGACCGAGAUGACUGGCAGGUCCUCCAGAUUGUGAUAAUCAGCCCUUUUGUUCUGAUGCUGCCCUAUGUCUGCAUCUUUCCAGAGUCCCUGCGCUGGUUGCUGGCCACUCAGCACUACAGGCAGUCCAAAGCCAUGAUGCUGCGCAUCGCCAGAAAGAACCAGGUUGAUAUGACAACCGAUCCUAGUGGAGUUCUCACAGAGCUGCAGCAGGAGCUGCACAAAAAGCCCCAGAGGACCUGCAUCGUCAGGAUGAUGAAGACCAGGAACCUGUGGAAAAACAUUGUGGUGCUGUGUGUCAACUCGUUGACAGGUUACGGGAUCCACCACUGCUUCUCCCGCAGCAUGAUGGACCCCGAGGCCCAGCCCACCGCUAUGUGCCACGCGGACUACUACACCAUGGCUGGCAUUGCCGUGGCAACCUGCCUAGCACUUUGCCUUGCCGUGGGACUGAUGGGUCGCCGCGGAGGGCUGCUCACCUUUAUGAUCAUCACCGCGCUGGCGUCACUGCUCCAGCUGGGUUUGCUAAACUUGAUCGGGAAGUACAGCCUUCGCCAUGACACAGUUCUGCGAGACACUCUGAACAGGAAGUUUUCUGUGGCCUUCUCCAUCAUCGGCAUGUUCUCGUCUCACGCCGUCAGCACCCUCAGCAUCUUCUUCUGCGCUGAAAUCACCCCGACUGUCAUCAGGGGCGGGGGCCUGGGCUUGGUCCUGGCGAGCGCCGGCUUCGGCAUGCUGACUGCGCCCAUCAUGGAGCUCCACAACCAGAAGGGCUACUUCCUGCAUCAUGUGAUCUUCGCCUGCUGCACGCUGCUGUGCAUCAUCUGCCUGCUGCUGCUGCCCGAGACCCGGGGUCAGCCUCUGCCGGAGAGCCUGGCCGACGGGGAGACCUUCACACGCCAAACCCUGCUCCACCCCGGCGAGCAGCACCGACUUCUCCCUAAGACCGACCGGGACUACUCCCGCGUCCACAACACGCCGUUACACCUCUCCACUAUGGGGGGCACUACAGCGGCAGUGGCCACCGCUCUGGCAGCGGUGCCCACCUCAUAUGCACUGGUGACGGACGGGGAAGUGAUUAGCAACUGCGCUCUCACCAACGGGGUGUGAGCUUCAAAGCAAUAGCGCACGUGUGUGCUCUUAAAUGAUCAAAAGUGACUGAAUUGGGCGAAAAA
Messenger RNA from Thalassophryne amazonica, 2021 nucleotides. RefSeq names its product solute carrier family 22 member 23 (gene slc22a23b). Gene Ontology annotation, cellular component: membrane. Gene Ontology annotation, biological process: transmembrane transport. The record is from RefSeq and is a predicted model, not a curated record. The transcript is spliced from 11 exons. The coding region runs from base 1 to 1956 and encodes 651 amino acids. Gene Ontology annotation, molecular function: transmembrane transporter activity. Lineage: Eukaryota; Metazoa; Chordata; Actinopteri; Batrachoidiformes; Batrachoididae.